Molecule: messenger RNA, 1193 nt
Organism: Corylus avellana
Lineage: Eukaryota; Viridiplantae; Streptophyta; Magnoliopsida; Fagales; Betulaceae
Biological process (GO): lipid transport
Molecular function (GO): lipid binding
Source: RefSeq, a predicted model, not a curated record
CUUUCCCACUCAACUCUCUCUCUCGUUACUCCCACAACUACUUUCUCUCUUCACACACUCUCUAAUAACUCUUGCUUUCUUCCAAACUUUCUUCUACCCCAAACACAGAUCACACAAGAAAUUCCCAUGGCCGCCACAAGAGUCGCCGCCAUGGUUGCAGCCGCCAUAUUCUUCUCCACAUUUUACAGCGCGUCAACGCAGGCACCGGCGCCGUCUGUGACGGCGGAGGCACCGGCGCCGUCGGCGCUGGCUGGGUGCUCGGAUAUUCUGCUGAACUUGUCGGGGUGCCUGACGUAUGUGGAGGAAGGAAGCAAUUUGACAAAGCCGGAAAAGGAUUGCUGCCCGGCGCUGGCGGGGCUGGUGGAGAGCCACCCCGUCUGCCUCUGCGUGCUUCUUGAGCCCAACGCUACUCAAAGCUAUGGGAUCUCCAUUGAUUCGAAAAAGGCUCUGAAGCUUCCUUCCGUUUGCGGCGUUCAAACACCCCCCGCCACCGCUUGCUCAGCAUUCGGAGUCCCUGUCCCAGGCCCAAUAGGAGCUCCAACGGGGAGUGAGGGGCCUUCUAUCUCACCAGCGAUUGAAGAAGCAACGGCGCCAUCAGUGACGGGGGAGGCACCGGCGCCGUCGGCGUUGGCGGGGUGCUCAGAUAUUCUGCUGAACUUGACGGGGUGCCUGACGUAUGUGGAAGCCGGAAGCAAUUUGACAAAGCCGGAAAAGGAUUGCUGCCCGGCGCUGGCGGGGCUGGUGGAGAGCAACCCUGUCUGCCUAUGCUUGCUUCUUGAGCCCAACGCUACUCAAGGCUAUGGGAUCUCCAUUGAUUCCAAAAAGGCUCUCAAGCUUCCUUCCGUUUGCGGCGUUCAAACACCCCCCGCCACCGCUUGCUCACCUUUCGGAGUCCCUGUCCCAGGCCCUAUAGGAGCUCCAACGGGGAGUGAGGGGUCAUCAGGAGCUCAAGCACCAGAAGGAGUGGCACCCACGCCUGGAAACAGUGUCAGUGAAGCUUCAAGCAUUGUAGGGUCUGGUCUCCCAAUAACUGUUGGCUUAGUGAUUGCAUUUCUUCCAACAUUCUUCUGAUUAUAUAUUUUCUCAUUCAAUUUCAUAUUCAGAUGUUGUAAUCAGACCAUUUUAUUUAAGAAACACAAAUGUUGUAACACUCGGUCCUUUUCCUAUUAGCCAAUAAUAUUGAUUUUGUGAAA